Molecule: messenger RNA, 2476 nt
Organism: Rhinichthys klamathensis goyatoka
Lineage: Eukaryota; Metazoa; Chordata; Actinopteri; Cypriniformes; Leuciscidae
Product: transmembrane protease serine 6
Biological process (GO): proteolysis
Molecular function (GO): protein binding; serine-type endopeptidase activity
Source: RefSeq, a predicted model, not a curated record
AUCAGCAGACGCGUUUAUAUGAACACUGUGGCUUUAGUGUCCACGCACUGUCCUCAGAUCAGCAGAUCUACUUCACUAUUGAUCCGCAACGGACUUCGGACUGACAAACACAAGCGUUUCCCUCAGAACAUGUGUGAAGAACCGAACAUGUGUGGAGUCUGAGUCCUGGAGAAGAACCAGCCGAAUCAGGACCGACGGAACCGAAGAUGAACCCGCGAUAACGGUUCGGUCGAUGAUGGAGCUCGGAAACGGGUUCACAAAGGAUCCGAAUCAAGACUGCGACACCAACCCAGAAUCGCGCGCCGAUCCGGAUCCGUCCCAUAAAAGGAGGAGCUUCCCGAAAUGGCUGAUUGGCCUCAUCUUCCUCAUCAUCAUCUUCAUCUCGGCUGGGUCUGCAUGUGUUAUCUGGUACUUUCUGGAGUACAGGGUCUGGGUGCUGGAGCCGCGGGUGAUUCAACAGUACACGGCCAGUGUUUCCAUCCUGAAUAAGAACUUCUCUGUGAGCCUGACCAGUCAUGAGAGCUCAGAGUUCAGAGCCGAGGCGACGUCUGUGCAGAACAUGGUUGAGAAGCUUGUGAAGUCCACAGAUCUGUCCAGAUACUUCAACUCCACAGCGGUCUUCGCCUUUGGGGAGGGCAGCGUCGUGGCUCAUUUCUGGCUGCGCCUGUCGGUUCCCGUCAGUCGUGUGGAGACGGUGAGCGUGGCGAGACUGAACGAGAGUGUGUUCAGAGAGCUCCAGCGCUUCACCGACGCUCAGCAGAUCUGCAGAUACGAGGGUUUCCAGCUGCUGAUGCCGUCGCUCAGCAUCACCGAAACCAGCCCCAAAGUUAUAGAUCUUUUUCAAGCCACUUUUGACUGUCACUGCUACACGUCUCUGCUGUCCACGGAGCCCGUGCUCCUCGAGGGCCCGAACACCCAGAGGUCCUCGUGUCUGUGGCACCUCAGGGCCCCUGUGGGAUCCCGGCUCGAGCUCCGGGUCGAGUGGCUCCUGGCCGAGUGUCGGGACCGGCUGAUCAUCUACGACUCGGUCACGCCGGCUGACUCUCGGCUCAUCACCUCCCUGUAUGGAUGCAGUCGGUAUGAGAAGACGGUGCAGCUUCUGUCGUCUGCCGACUGGAUGACGGUGGUUUGGAAACAGGGUCUGUACAAUUACAAGGAUCCGUUCUCUCUGAGCGCUCGGGCCUGGCCGGAUCAGGAUUGCUCCUACAGUGUUGUGCUAGAGGAGAAAGACGGCGUCCAGGGGAUUUUACGGACCCCCUUCUACCCUGGUUACUACCCCCCCGACACCAACUGCACCUGGACCUUCACUGUGCCAUCGGUAGAGUUCGGUCUGGCCUUGUUCUUUGAAGGAUAUGAGCUGAACCGGGCGAGUUACAGCCAGACCUGCACACAGGGCCGAUGGAGCAUCCAGAACCGCAGGCUGUGUGGCGUCCGAGGGCUGCAACCGUACGCCGAGCGGAUCUUCCUGAUGUCCUCCAGCGUCACGGUGUCCAUGAGGUCCGAGGUGUCGCUCACCGGCCCGGGCCUUCAGGUCCACUACAGCAUCUUCAACCAGUCCGAUCCUUGUCCCGGUCAGGUGCUCUGCAGCAUUAACGGUCUGUGUGUGCCGGCGUGUGAUGGGAUAUCAGACUGCGCUAACGGACUGGAUGAGAGAAACUGCGUGUGUAUCGCUCAGUUCCAGUGCUCAGAGGACAGUCAGUGUGUCGACUACUAUAAAGUGUGUGACCAGCACCAAGACUGCAUUGAUGGCAGUGAUGAGGACAACUGCACACAUGGUGUACCAUGUUCUGAUAUGACGUAUGUAUGUGGAGAUGGAACGUGUCUGAAGAAGCCAAACCCAGAAUGCGACUUCAUCACAGACUGUCCUGAUGAAUCUGACGAGAAAUACUGUGACUGUGGACUGAGGCCCUUCAGCAGUCGUGUGGUGGGCGGGGCCGAGGCCGAGGAGGGGGAGUGGCCAUGGCAGGCCAGCCUGCAGAUCAGUGGCCGGCACAUAUGCGGGGGGGCUUUAGUCUCCGCCCAGUGGGUGGUGUCCGCGGCUCACUGUUUCUAUGACGACAGGUUCUUCUCCCCGUCGGUGUGGAUCAUCUACCUGGGGAAGCUCCGGCUGGACGGCAGCAGUCAGUCCGAGGAGGCGGUGCGAGUGUCACACAUUCACCUGCAUCACUACUACGAGGACGAGACGCACGACUACGACGUGGCGCUGCUGCGGCUGGUUCGGCCCGUGUGGUCGAGCACUUUAGCUCAUCCCGUCUGCCUUCCGCCCGCGACCCACCAGCUGGAGGCCGACCUGCUGUGCUGGGUCACGGGAUGGGGCGCGCUUCGAGAGGGAGGUACGGCACCCACAAACACAUCAGCCAGUCGAUACACACGCUACACUUUUACUAAUAAAGGUUCCAGAAGGGGGUUUUGCAGCGAUGCCAUGAAACUGAAGAGCUUGCAGGGGCGGGGCUUGAUUUUAAUUAUCAGCUGUUGA